AUGCAUUCCAACCUAUUCGCUGUCACGGCCGCUCUGGCUGCCACUGCCUCCGCCUUUGACUGUAAUGGGCCAUACUUCAGUUUCUACAAUCGUCACGGCCCUGCCAUGAGCUCGCAGAGACUUGAUCCCGCCCUCUUCCCUGGCCAACAGAGUCCCCACAUGCACGACUUUGACGGUGGGAAUGCUCUUAGCGCCGAUGUCUCCUACGAGAGCUUGCAGGGCUCUGACUGCACCACUGCACGCAUCAAGCCCGACAAGAGCUUGUACUGGCGCCCUGCUCUCUACUGGAACGGAAACGGCACUGGCAUGUACCCUGUGCCCAACUCCUUCCUCAAGGUCUACUACAAGUUUGGCGACAACGAUAACGCCAAAGCAAAGAACAUCUCUGAGUUUCCCGAGGAUUUCGCCAUGAUGGCUGGUGACCCAUUCAAGCGAUCCGAGGACGAGAAGAACGAGGCUGGCAUCGACUGGACUUGCAUUGGCGAGGACUACUCGAGAAUCACUGCCAAGGGCUUCCCUACUGGGUUUACAUCUUGCGGACAAGGUUUGACCACCCAGCUCACCUUCCCUGCCUGCUGGAACGGAAAAACCAUCGACCCAAAGAACCCAAACGCACACAUGGCUUACCCCACUGCUGGUGGCGCGGGGAUUGAUGCUUGCCCAGAAGGCUUCCAAGCUGCUCGUUUCCCUAGCAUCUUCAUCGAGUUCUGGUGGGACGUGAAGGCCUUCGAUGGACAGUACAGCGCCAACGACAACCCAUGGGUCCUCGCUCAAGGUGAUCCAACCGGUCACGGAUUCCACGCUGAUUUCCGGAACGGUUGGGCAAAGGGUGUCCUCGCUAAGGCCACCUCUGACGAUGGUUACUGCAACUGCGGAUGCGGAUGUGGUGACGACCAGAUGAGGGAGUGCUUUGGCGCUGAGAACGUCAAUGACGAUGCCGACAUCUCAACUUGUGCUGCUAAAUCGGCCUUCGCCGACGAGGCUGGUGUUGUUGAGGAGCUCCCUGGCUGCAACCCACUUCAAGCUGGCCCUGGAGAGGCUACAGUUGUUUCUGGACCUGACUGCACUGCUGCUGCUGCUCCAGGUGCUGGUAAUGCUACUUCUGCUGUCGCAUCUGCCACCAGCGCCGCCGCGUCUGUUGUCUCAUCCGCUGCCUCCGAAGCCAUCAGUGCUGUUUCUAGCCUUGUUGCUACCGUCAAAGAAGUCGAGUCGACAGCCAUCCCUGUGUCCUCGGCCGGCCCGGAGUCCACGGUCCUCCCAACCAACGCAACGACUUUGGUGAGCAAGAGCCGCCACAACCAUCACCACUACCACACCACCGUUCCCGGCGAUGCAUCUGAGGCACUUCCGGCGGAUGCUGAGAGCAACGAACGCACCAACGCGGCCACCGUUACCGUUACGCCACCUCCAGUCACCGUGACUGUCACGGCUUCCGCUGCUAGCCAGAAUAGCGGCUACGUAGUGGACAGGAGGCGCGGUAGGUACAAUUAG
Molecule: messenger RNA, 1491 nt
Organism: Didymosphaeria variabile
Lineage: Eukaryota; Fungi; Ascomycota; Dothideomycetes; Pleosporales; Didymosphaeriaceae
Exons: 2
Coding region: 1-1491 (496 amino acids)
Source: RefSeq, a predicted model, not a curated record